Trichomonas vaginalis G3 is the source of this 1527-nucleotide messenger RNA. Its product is annotated as regulation of centriole replication. Gene Ontology annotation, molecular function: ATP binding; protein kinase activity; protein binding. The record is from RefSeq and is a predicted model, not a curated record. Bases 1 to 1527 code for a protein of 508 amino acids. Gene Ontology annotation, biological process: protein phosphorylation; mitotic cell cycle; regulation of cytokinesis. The transcript has a single exon. NCBI's taxonomy places the organism in Eukaryota, Parabasalia, Trichomonadida, Trichomonadidae. Gene Ontology annotation, cellular component: spindle pole; centrosome; nucleus.
AUGUCGAAAUCUAAAGUUGUUUGCCCGCAAACGCUGGUAAACAUUGUUGAUGGAGUUACACAUAUCUAUACCCGCCACGAAGAACUCGGUCAUGGUGGCUUCGCUACUGUAUUCCGUGUUACUGAUCAAGCGAACGGUGAAGAUUAUGCAAUGAAGGUUGUUCCCAAAGCCAGAGUAUCAAAGCCAAAGUCAUUAGAAAAGAUGAAGAGUGAGAUUAAGAUCCAAUCUUCACUUAAUCAUGUAAACGUAGUCAAAGCUUACGGUUCAUUUGAAGAUGAAAUCAAUUACUACAUAAUAAUUGAGUUAUGCCCAGGCCACUCAAUAAGAGAUAUCAUCAAAAAAGAAGGAUUCCUUAAAGAGGAUGUUGUUGUUCAAUAUACUCGUGAUGUUCUUGAAGGUUUGUCAUAUCUUCAUGAUAAUCGUAUUAUCCAUCGUGAUCUCAAAAUCGAGAACUUCUUAUUUGGAUCCGAUGGAAAGAUCAAAAUUGCUGAUUUCGGAUUGAGUGCCCAGCUUGAUUACGAUAAUGAAAAGAAGUUCACUGUAUGCGGGACUCCAAACUACAUCAGUCCAGAACUUUUAACGCAAGCAUUCAAAGGCCAUAGUUACGAAGUUGACAUUUGGGCAAUUGGAGUAUGCGUAUUUGCUAUGCUCUAUGGAACCCCUCCAUUUGAAACAGCAAAGACAAAGGAAACAUAUGAGCAAAUCAAGCAUUGCCAAUACAAAUUCCCAUGUUAUCCAAUUGUGAGUGAUGAAGCCAAAGAUUUUAUUCAAAGUACACUUAAGCUUGAUCCUAAGGAACGUCCAAACUGCCAGGAACUUCUUGCUCACCCAUUCAUUACUGGAGAAAAGUUAUUAGUUAAGAAGGAGGAAAAGCCAAUGCCUCGUCCAGAAAUCGUCAAAGAAGAAAAUAUUGAUAUUAAUGCUCGUAUUCCAAAGUCUCCAGCAGCAUCUCCAUCUCCAUACUCAACAAUGCCAAACCAAUUUGUUUCCAGGUUCUGCGACCAUUCCGCAAAAUAUGGUCUCGGAUAUCUUUUAAUAGAUGGUUCAGUUGGUGCAUGCUUUAAUGAUUUGAGCCGUAUGAUAAUGGAUCCAUAUCAAGAAUUCAUUCAGUAUUGGCCAGAUUAUUCCACAGAAAUACCAGAAGUUCUUUCCAUUAAUGAUCCAAAACAAGCCAAAAAGACAACAAUUUUGCAGAAGUUUUCUGAUUCUCUCAGAAAAUCCAGUACAAUGUUCACACUUCCUGAAGAGAAGUAUGAUAGGACAAAGCCAAUGCAUCACGUCAAAUACUGGAUUAGGAAUGAUGACGCUACAUUAUUUAGACUUGACAACAGAAACGUUCAAGUUAACUUUACAGAUAGAACAAAAGUUGCUUUAUUCUGGAACAUAAAGAAGUUAAUGAUUGUUCAUUCCAUCAAAGAGUCAGGAAGGCUUGUCAACCUUCAUGAUCUUAAUGAUGGAAGCCAUUCAGAAGAAAAGAAGCGUUUCGCCGUUGUUAAGCACCUUUUGACUGAAUUAAGUUCCCAGUAA